AUGGAACCCCCCAAAACCGCUAGGCCAAAACUACCUAUCCGAAAGAUAAACGCCACGAGUCUAAACUCGACCAAUUCGCUCCCCUCCGCGCUUACAAGUAACCUCGCCCCAUCACCUACGGCUCCGCCUUCUCACAAUGCUCAUCCAUCCGUGAUGGAUGUCGAUAAAGCAGAAGAUCGAUCUCGUCGAGCUGCCAGUGUGUUAUCGAUGGAUGAUCUCGAAGCUGCACAGGCCCUUGAGGGGCUUCGCUCCGAUUUCGGACAAUCUCCUCGAACAACGCGACAAUCCCUGCCCGUCACUUCACCGGACCCACCGCAGCCAGAGCCACUAUUGUCUCUGCUAACUUCUUCCCAUCCACUUAUCUCCUCUGCCAUAAACGGCUCGGUUUCUGCUUACGCCACCUCGAAAUCAUACUCGCCGCGAUUCAAGUCUGGUGCUGAGUUCAUCGAACGCAAUAUUGGAUCACCUGUCGCGAACACCGUCGGCACGGUAGGCCGCAGGACUGGUGUCGAAAGCGGUCUUCGUUGGGCGCUACAGCGGCGGGACUCGACAAGCGAAGACUCAAACCACAUCAAUAAGCGACGAAAGAUGGAUGGGGAGAAGAGACCGGACGGCUCAGCUCACCCACCGCGAACACGAAGCUCGUCCGAUCUCUCCAUGGACGAGUCGCUCCCGCCAUACGACGAAAUAAGGUCUCCUCACUACGAAGAGAAACCAGGAAGACGUGCUGAGCCGACAUGGCAAAGCCGACUAGUUAUUUCGACUUCGGGGCUCGGGGUCGCCAUGAGCGAUGAAUCGUUGCGUAGUCUGCAAUAUUGUCUGACUUGGCUUCGAUGGGCAAAUGGUCGAUUAGGCAAAUCCAUUGUAGCACUGCACAGUGCUGUCAACGAGUGGGAAAACCACAAAUCACGAUCACCGUCGGAUAUCGAGGCAGGAGGAAGUGGGCAAGAAAGUGCCUCGUUGCUUAUCCAGCGCAUCCAAGCGGUGAAGGCCGAUGUGCUAUCGACCUUGAAACAAGUAGUGGAUGUUGUUUCCAAAUAUGCAGGAGGCGCCCUGCCGGAAAAUGCCCGCCAUCUAGUGCGUCGACACUUGACGUCUCUGCCGCACCGCUUCCAGGUUGCAUCCACAUCACAGCCACCACCGGACUCCCCAGCUGCCGCCUCCGAUGCCACAAUCAGUGCUCAUCGCAUCCUGGUGCUGGCCCAAGAGGGUCUAGACAUGAUGGCGCAAGUUAGCGGUGUCGUCAAUGACACAUUGGUCAGUGCUGAGCACUGGUGCGAGCGGCUUGGUCGGAAACGACCCGAGAACGGAGCUUCAGACGUGCCAGAGAAGCAGGGUGAAUCUUCCUCCGACGCUCAGCCAUAUGGGAUGGAUAUCAAGCAGUCUCUCCCCGAGAAUGCGAUUCAAGACGACGUCUCGAUGUCCGGAAUGGAGAAAGUAUGA
Penicillium verrucosum is the source of this 1443-nucleotide messenger RNA. RefSeq names its product putative clock controled protein (Ccg-8). The transcript is spliced from 2 exons. Lineage: Eukaryota; Fungi; Ascomycota; Eurotiomycetes; Eurotiales; Aspergillaceae. The record is from RefSeq and is a predicted model, not a curated record. Gene Ontology annotation, cellular component: nucleus; endoplasmic reticulum. Gene Ontology annotation, molecular function: transcription corepressor activity. Bases 1 to 1443 code for a protein of 480 amino acids. Gene Ontology annotation, biological process: regulation of transcription by RNA polymerase II; endoplasmic reticulum unfolded protein response; phospholipid biosynthetic process.